CCACCCUCGUUGAGCUAGAUAAUACACACAAUGCACAGAUGUCGGUCAAUUCGUGUUGCAGUUGCCCGUUGUGGUAUUCCAAACGAUUAGGAUGCUUCUUCAGAAAUCUGUAUAGACUUGACGGGUAAUAAAGACUGUCCGGUGGCAGACCAAAAGGAUCAAAGAAUGUGGCCGAACCAUCAGAUUCUAAAGUCAAAGCGAGCCAGUGCUCGCCGGGGAGGUGCCUUGGAUGCGUAUUUACAAUAUAGUGUCUAGGGAGGGUGUCUUUGACGUCAGCUAACUCGUCUGAUGCGAAAACACCUCCAAACAGUGCUCUUUGCAUCCGGGUCAUAAUCAAGUCCAAUUCACGACCGUUCAUAGCGUUAAUAAUAGUCCAUCAAUACUUCCCUCUUGGCAUUAAUUUUAAUAAGGGAAUCAUAAACCGCGUAUACAAUAAGCGGGGCUGUGUGUGGGGGGGGCGUACGGAACCGUAAAUCUAAUCUUCAAACGCCAUUAUUUACGGGUGAUAAAGCUCCAGAGUCAUCCGCUUGACUUAAAUUGAAGACAAAAAGUGAGUAGCCUUGACUAAAAUCCUGUUGAUCGAUACGAAGAGGUAAAUCUUUCAAAAAACACCCUGUCGCUCUGUAUAGAUUAUGAAAUUCGUGUGUACAAAAUCCAGCUUCGAAAUUGGGCUGAAAUGCUUUUGCAGGUAUUUGUCGACCUUCAUGGCUAAGAGCCAAGUACUCUGUUAUGAUGCAAAAAAUUAAACGGGUCUAAAUCUCGCCAUCCCAUGAAGCUGUUAUGAUUCACCAUAGCUAAUACAAUUUGUUUAGGAAUAUGUCCGAGGAAGAGGUUGUCUUGGUGACAAAAUCCGCGAGUUUUGAGAAUGUCUCCAUAUUGACUCUGCUUAACGGAUACAAGAAUUUACCUUUCUGUAAAGCGGCUUCAUGUCCGAUCGAAACGGCUGGUGAGGUAACCCUAACCCUAACCCUUUCUUCACAAAAUGUGAGGCUCCUAGUAUCUUGAGACACGAAUCGCUGUCUGGAGCGUUCAUGAGGCAAAAAUCAUCAGGAGCUCUAGUUAACUUCAGGCACAGAUCCACAUUAUUCAAUAGAUGGCGUUCAGAAAAGAAAAUAUCACCAUGAAGCGGUCCAGUUACGUGAAACUCACGUGACCCCGGUGUUAGAGAGGUGCUCACUCUAACUUAUUUUGCAAGAACCACUCGGAGACAAGUUAGUCGUUUUAGACAUCUGCAGGCGGAGAGUUCACUCGUCGCUGUGCUUACAACGAUGGUCGAAUGAAGUCUGACUCUCGCUUCCCACAAGAGCAUCUUUAUUACGAGAAAAAGGGUGGGGUGACAGUGGACUGAAUAGACAAGUUAAAGCCCUUGACCUCUAGAUUAGCAGAGCAGGGGAUGUUUUACGACAUUGUGUAGGAUGAGACAAGCUAGGUUAUUUAUUACUGGUUACACACCAACAUAAGCAUAAAACUAAUCUACCUAGGUUAUUUAUUACCGGUUACAUACAUUCCAACAUAAUCAUAUGAUCAAGAUAGUUUUGGAAAACCCUGACAUAUCCCUCCUGUUUUAUUAUAUGAUUAUGUCAACCCAAUCCACAAACACAAGCAAGAAAAUAUAAAGAAGAAUAGUAAAAAUAAAAAAAAAACUAACAAAAAUGAUCAAUAAAAACAGAGAUGACAGCGGACGGGUCGGGGAACGUGUAGGGUGAAACACGACAAAAACAACAACCAAUGAUAGCAACAACUUCCAGUGAAGAUGAGGUUUUCCCUCAAUACUCCAGUUCAAACUUAUUGUGUGAUCUAAAAACCUGCUGGCCGAUGUUAAUAUGCAGGAAAAGUCUCACACGGUCCCUCUGCCUUAGGCGACCAGAACGCUAUCAAUAAAAAAUAUAAAUAAAGCCACGAUCCGUUCCGAAUGAAGUAGGUCCCGUCCAAUGGUACAGCCAUGUUGGCAGGAGAGCCCUUACGCCUUGAAAUGGCUCACCCAUCCUGGCACACAGCGGUGAUGUCCAAAGCUCCCAUCCAGUUCCCUCCUGGAGAGCAGUUGUCGUGAAUGCAUUCGUGGGUCUUGUUUUCUUGGAUGAAACACGUGUAGUCCAUUCCAGGUAGCGUCCUGGUUUAGGCCACUUGUGGCAUCUGUCGUCCUCCAACAGUCACAUUGGGAUUAAUCCAAAAGAGUUUGAUCACAGAUUAAUUCCUGCGAGUCCAGGGCGGUAGGGGUAGCAUCACUGACUGUGACAGCACAGUGUUGAUAUCCAACUCCUCCCAUAGAUGCCAUACAUUUUGCUUCAGUGACAUUCAUUGCUCUGGCCUCCAAGUCAACUUGUGUGGAGCAAGGGGAGUUUUUGGAAACACAGAUAACAUCCCUCCUGUGUGUGCGCUCUUACAGCGACCUUCACAUACCGGUACCAAGUGUUGGUUUCGUAUGGGUUUCUGGGGUCCCAUGACCAGUCCUCAAAGUUCUCACCGUGUGACCAUCGUUUUCCACGGUCAACAUUGACACUUGGUCUGUUCAGAUGUGUCCAUAGACUAUAGCAUGCUCCAACCACAACGCAGCAGAGGAUCCACCUGGCAUGUGGAGCCACGUUGCUACUAAGAUGACAGGAACACCGAGACAUACCCCCGCCUAGCGGAGUUGGGAUCGUUGUUCGUAGACUUCGCCACCACCCCGAAAUGAGGGGUCCAGCACUCCCUGUAGCUUGCAGUGGCUGAGGUGAAUCCAGCUGGGUCGUACAGCGAGCUUCACUGCGGUGGGGGAAGUCAGCAAGACUUGGAAUGGUCCCUCCCACCAUGGCUGGCCCAGUUCUUUCUUUUGAUGACCUUGAUGUAGACCCAGUCUCCUGGAUUGAUGGGGUUGUCGACCUGUGAGGAGGAAAGAUCAGGCGGCAGUAAAUUUGCAUUUGACACAUCCUUCAGUCUGAGUGCCCUGAUCAUGCUACCUAUGUUCUUCGUCUGCUUUUUGCAACUCUUGUAGUCAAUUGUAAUGCCCUUUUGAACGAGGCAGAUAGGAAUGUUUGAAAGAAGAGUUUGAGCACUUCCUAAUGAUUCCUCCUAACCAAAGACCGUUCAUGACAGGGGCUUUCCCAUUUAUUGCCUCCUGUCUUAAAGGAGAUUCCCUUAUCCAUGCCGUCUUCUUCCUAACACGUUCGCACCCACACAGGUUGUGCACAUAAACGCACACACACCGAGCGCGCACCCAAGGCUCAGAUGAACGACAACAGCCCGACACAAUUUUACAGAGAUUACGCCCUAAUACAGAACACACAAAGGUAUUCCAUACAUCUCUCAUGUAGCUUCUUUUGAUAGAACCUCCUAUUGGUAACUGUAUAGGGGACCGUUUAGCAUAUAAUCCCUUACUCAACUCCCUUGCUUCUACUUUUCCAUGUCGGUGCAGUCGUAAGUGAUCCCUAUUGCAGUCAUUGUCUUGUUAACUGUCGCCUUGUGCGACUCCUAUGCAUGAUUGUGUGAAAGUCAAAAAUUUAACGUAUCCAACUUUCUGACCACCCAAAAUCCACUGUGGUGCAACAAAUUUACUAUUUUAUUGAGUAGGUACAUUGAGCAACCUAGCUUCCUCUUGACUGAAUUCACUUUAGUCCAAAUGUCCUAUUAUAAAAUGUAUCUAACUCAAUUUCUACUUCUUAUGCCUGAUGAGCCAAAACAUCAGAUCUCGCUCUUGUUUCUCACCAUUUUAGCCUAUUUGUUUUGUCCAAUCUGUUCAAUCUCUGACCAUGAUGCUUCUCUCUGUAGCUCUACGCAUUAUUAAAUUUUUAUCAAAUCUCCUCAGUUCUGUCAAACUCAGCGCACAAUGAAGCUCCUGUCCACUUUGACCCAAGCCCCACCAAGUCUAGCCAAGCCACAGCAAGGAGUGCGAUUUGGCCGUCGGCCACUUCAUGUCCAUGUGUCUUCUGCUGCAAGUUGGUGUUCUUUUGUUGUUGCUUCAGAGCCAACCCAUCCAUCACUCUCGAAUGAGUCCAUUGUUCAAAUGAGUCAAUUUUCAACAUUGUGAGUUCCUCCGCUUCUCACUGUCUUUUCUCGUCCCCGAGGAUGUCGUCUUUCCUCCGGAGUGUACUUGCCCCCCUCCAAGCCCAACAACAGUCUUUCUCUGUCCUUGCCAAAGGUCAAAGGUGCCUCAAAGCCAGGCACCGUUUUGUAGACGUCCACGGCUGCAGGCAGUCUCGGGAUCGAGUUUCAGGGAUCCUGGCGCUGAGAGUGACAGACUGGGACAUCAAACUUGUAACCAAAUGUAGCUGCUGCUAGUAACGUUUGUUUACCAAACUUCAAAUUCUCCUAGUAACAGCAAUCUCGUCUUUAUAUUGUAAGUCCUGCAACUCAUCCUAUUUUCGAGCUACGUUCUGUCUAUAGUUCCAAUUCAAUGAGACAGUACAUUGUCUUCAGUAUCAUUAUUCAAAAUUAACUCAACGAGGUCUGCGUUCCACAUCUAGCCCUGAUCUAUGUCUUGAACUCUCAAACGUUAUUACUUGUGUCAUGCUUGCUCAAAAAUGUGACUUAGAAUAUGGUGCUGUGAAUUGCUGUGAUCCCGCUUCUUAGUUCUUCUUUCUCAUGCUCCUGUUAGCCUGCAAUUGUCCAAAUCAAUAAUGUUGUUGUCUUUCUUUUGAACCUCUAAAUCUCUCGUGUUGCUAACCUAUCUACACCAGGAAGGGUCUUGAAGAAAGGACCAACAGAUUACUCCCAAUAUCUCCUCAUUAUUUAUGAGUUAGCUUCCCUUUCCUCACUCGGGUGCAUAUCUUGUCAGUUGUUAAUGGAAACCAGAUGUCUCGUGCCAAUGAGAUCAUGGACUAAGGCCCAAACAAUCCCGCACGAACUUGACCCGAAACAUGACCCGGUCACACUUAGGCUUACUAGUGAGAUAUACAUUGCAUGAUACCAGAAUAGAAAUUUACCACAGUAUGACACCAAAUGUAUUAGAAAAUCCAUAUGUCGUAAAGUGUUGUAUUAUUACUAUCUUCCACUAUCUGUCCUAUUCACUCCCUCCUUCUAAGGCUUGGCAACGCCCAUGCCUCACACCUUGACAAACGUUUUGGGAGAAUGUGUUCUUUACUACAUAUGAUUCCAUCAUUUAAUUUGACUUUCUUUCCAAAACGCUUCUCAAUUUCCCAGUUCACACAUCUUCUGCAUGUGUUACUGGUUCUCCAGUUUCUUCUCUAGUUAAUUAUUAAUCCAAAAGCUAUGUUUUUCAUUUUAGCAUUCAAUUUACUCAAAACCACUCUUCCAGUAAAGUCGCUCUACUAAUUUUCCAUAGUAGUCGCCAACAGCUUCAACCAUUCAACCUGUAUUUUCCUAUCAUUCAAGGCAAUCAUUCAUCAAUGCUCAUUUGCAUCUCACACAGUCUCCAAAAAGGAGUCUUUCCAUCACAUUGGUCUCAAUUCAUUCAAGCUCACCACACAACAUUCAUAUACCAUUUUCAACUCAAGGUUCCUGAUAGAACAAUCCACCAAUCCAAAAAAAAACCUCAACUCAUAAGAACUACUGGCAAAUUAAUCUGAAUUUUUCUUUGUUUUUAGAUUUAACGAACUCAAUUUCUCAGAUUUAGCUCGCAUAUAGCAAUUUGUAUAAUUUUAUAACACCAUCAGUCAAUUAUUCCUAUUAAAUGUAGCAUUGCAAUGUCUUAAAUUCACAAUUUUGCUUCUUCCAAUUCCUGAAAGCAUGUUCUGUCGUUUUUUUUUUUUAAUUUCUCAUGAGGGCUCGACACUUAACAUGCACUAGUGUGGAUCAAUUUCUGCUCGCAAACACAUUUUUCUCUUUUCCUCUCAUUUUUAUCUUUCCAAAUCGUUUCUGUUCUGCGGUGCAAAUUGGAUAGACCACAGUCUAGCAAAUUUCUUUACACUAAAAGUUUAGCCAAUCUUCAUCAUUUUAACACACAUGCACAGCUCUCGCGCGCGUAGGGCAUGUCCCAGCACCAAUAAUUCGUCACAGGCUGGCCAUUUCCUGUGGUCCAUCAUGAGCUAGUCCCUCCCACGCACACAAGGACAGUACAUUCUAAUUUUUUAUUUAUAUUCAAGUUGCAUUCAUUUACCACUUGACUAACUUUAGUGUACACACACAAUUUGAUCUCUGGUCAUUUGUCAUUGGGCAUACAAACAGCAUUGUACAGCAUACUUCUUGUAUGGACAUGAGCUCUAAUAAUCCAAAAUAAAUGUUCCAAUAAUCUAACAAUGACAUGUUUUGCUGUCAUAAUGGCAUCUAUUCUUCUCCGUAUUAGCAUGAGGGGUCAAAGUGGAGGAAGCUUGUCAUGCUGUAAAUGUGACUUUUCCUCUGCCACUUCCUCCGCCCUUUGAUUGGUACAGUUUUACACGACGACACACUCUUGCCAAGUGUCCCCGUUCCCCAUAAUUUCAACAGUCCAAAUUUGAUGUCGAGUUUGAAUUGAAUGGCGGCCUGCGGCCUUGUUGGUCUCUAACUCUUCCUCUGCCCCUUUGGGAACUUUGGAAGAUGACCGUUGUAUCUUCAUCUAGAUCACUACCAUCAUCAUCUAGAUGAAAUACAUCAGAACUUUUGCCUUUUUGGAUCACUUUUUUAGCAUGUCUGGCCCACUGCAUAGUCGUUGUAUACAAGUUUUGCACACGAGCGGAAUGCCUCUCUUGCUCUUCUGCUUGAGCUGCGGCUGGAGCCGUGGCCGGGACAGUGCGCCUGCGCACUGUGGUCUCAUUGUCUUCCGGCCUGACAAACAAAAAAAACAUCUUUUGUCUUUUGGAUUUAUUCUCUUCUCUCUUGUGAAGCUUUCAACCACAGUCUAGCACAAUUCAACUCUCAACUUCCCUUCUACUCCAUACUUUUUCUUCCACAUUGGCAUGUAUUGCAUACAAUUAAGAAAUCUACUCACCAUGAACUUCUCAUCUCCUUCAAGAGCUAGAGAUUUAUCGUUCCUUUUUCCCAUCUUAAUUUUAGUAGUUCUAGUUCAUCCAAUUUUUUUUCUUCUUUGAGGAUCCUCAAUGCAGGUUUAAAUUGAUCUUUCAACAGAUUACUAGCCCGUGUUAUUGCCGUGGAUCAAGGCUAGAACUGCUUUUUAGUCAAUUUAUCCUUCCGGUCACACUCAACCACACAACUUUCAUGCAAACAGCUUAGAAAAACAGACAAAAAAAAACCCAAAAAAAAGAGUCUACGCCCUUCUUCAAUUAAGAAAAAGAAGCUCUGUUUUUUCUUAGCCCGUUCCUUCCACUGGGACAAGAAUCCCAGCUGUUUCUUAGCUUGAAAAAACCAAAGCCGUAUCUCUCAUAGCUCGGACAAACCAAAGCUGUAUAUCUCGUGCAUCUUUAAUUUUUUACGCGUUUCGUAGCUCGAACAAAUCAAAGCCGUAUCUCAUAGCUUGGACAAACCAAAGCCGUACCUCAUAGCUUGGACAAACCAAAGCCGUAUCUCAUAGCUCGGACAAACCAAAGCCGUAUCUCAUAGCUCGUACCAGGGCUGUGGACUCGGUUCGGACUCGGGGACUCGGACUCGGUCUGACUCGGUCAUUUUUGCCGGACUCGGACUCAGUGCUGAUUUUGACCGAGUCCACCGAGUCCGACAAUAAAAAAAAAAAAAGAGGCAAGACGCAGCCAGAGUGUCACGUUACAGUCAGCGCGGUAGGAGUUGUAAGAAGCAGUAAAAACUCCACCAAACUCGCCGUAAUGACCCGUGAUAUAUGUUAUAUCCUUACUAUUUUCCAGGUUCUUAAAUAGCAAAAAUAGGUCGGACAACGACGUGAAUGAUAACUGCUUUAUUCCUUACUCACAGUAGGGAUGGGCGGAUCGAUACCAAAAUAUCGAUAUAUCGAUCCAGGCUGCUCAUUUUUGAGUAUCGAUCUCCCUAGCUAAAAUAUCGAUACUUACAAUUAUUUAAUUAUAUUUAUCCUCAUUUUUUUCUGCUCCAAUUUGACGACUUGCACUCAUGCUAGCACUACUUUUCUUUCCGCCGGCUGCACCGGCGUGUCCUGCUCUGCUCCCGCCCCCUUUUCUCACAAGCCAAGCCCUCCUCCUCCGCCCCCCGUUCCAAUCCAAACAAACACAAACAAGCAUGGCCACGGCGGCGGCCCAAUUCGAACGCAAGAGAAGUCUGGUUUGGGGAUAUUAUAUUUUACUUAAUAACAACGAGGCAAAAUGUGAAAUAUGUCACAAAACAAUUAAAUAUUGUGGCAACACCACAAACUUGACAAAACAUUUAAGCAAAAUUCACCCCACGGUUCAUGAAGAGCUGCAGUUGAAACGUGCCGCAGACACUAAGGCAGCGACGGAAAACCCUGCAGCCACACCGAGGCUAAGGUACCAAAGUACCUUAGAAGCAGCGUUUCAGAAAGGCAAGACAUAUCCAGGUAUCAGGUGCUAACCAAAAAUCGUAAGCAUUUGUGGUUGAUGUGCUAUUUGAAGCAAUAAUUACUACGCUUUAGUCAGUCAUUUAUAAAUAAAGUUUUCCCCUUUUCAAUUUGUGGUCGAAAGCCAUACGUUUUAUUUGUAACUCCACUUCCUAUAAACAACACUAAAGUAUUACAAUAUUAAAUGUAAGUAUCCAGUGGCUUUACAAAUUGAUAGUUUUGCUGCUCAUGACGAUCAAGCCCUGCAUCUCUGUUGGUACCAUGUCUCUUUUUAGAUUAGUAUACUAAAAGACAAAACUUUUUCCCAACAACAGAGAGAGAGAGAGAAAAAAGUAAAGAAUAGCUCCUUUUUAUUAAAGUUAUACUAUUAAUAUGCAUCUUCCACUAAUGUACUUAUGUCUAAAAAGGUUAAUAAUUCAUGUACAUGACGUAAUACUUUUUUCUACAAAAUUCAAUAGAUGACUCUCCAAGAGCAAGAAUGCCACUGCAUUUAAAUUGUUUUUUUUGGCGGGAAAUUACACUUCCGGUAUCGAUAUCGGAUCGAAUAUCGGGUAUUUUGGGUAGGAAAUACUUGGUAUCGGAUCGAUUCCAAAAUCAUUGGUAUCGCCCAUCCCUAACUUACAGUGCGUUCACAGGGCGUACCACAACAACACAGAAUGCGCCUGUGGUGUAUUGAUUUGGUAAUGUUGGUUGGUAUAAGUAUUAUUUCAGUGCUUAUUUGCUGCCAAUGUGAUACUUCUACUUUUACCCAGUAGAGGGCGCACUCGCCUAGAGUUGACUACUGAGGAUUGAUGUUAGACAGAAGAAGUUGUACAAGAGAGAAAACCUGUGCUUGUACUGUGUGUGCCGUUCUAUUAAAAAGUGUGCGCGUCAUUACGGCCACGAUAUAAAAUAUUUCUGGCGACGAGGAUAAACAAAGUUUGGAAGAAAGGACGUGUUGUUCGGACGACAAGGACUUAAAAAGGGAGGAGUACCAAGUACCGUGAAAGUUUGUAAAAGAUGGCGACCAUUGGCACUCUGGCGGCGUUUGAUGCGAAAAAUCAAAGCUGGGAAGAAUACUGUGAAAUAAUGGAUCAGUUUUUUGAGGCCAAUGAGAUUGAUGAUGGGGAUAAGCAGAGAGCUAUUCUCCUCAGUGUUGUCGGCGCAUCUACAUACAGUUUAAUGCGGAAUCUCCUUAGUCCAAAUAAACCAAAAGAGAAGACUUACGGCGAGCUGGUGGCACUACUAAAAAACCACUUCGACCCAAAGCCAAGUGAAAUCGUCCAGAGGUACAAGUUUGAUUCUCGCAGUCGUAAGCCAAAUGAGUCGGUGAUGGAGUACGUAGCGGAGCUGCGGAGGCUGGCCCAGGACUGUAAUUAUGGCAACACCUUGGAGCAAAAGUUGAGAGACAGGAUCGUUUGUGGAAUAAAUGAUGAUCGGAUUCAAAGAAGACUCCUGGCAGAAGCAGAUCUAACGUGUGAGAAGGCUUUGUCCAUUGCAGUUGCGGCAGAAACAGCAACUAAAAAUGCGCAAGACCUGCAGAAUCCGUGCACCACUGCGAAGUGCUUCAAAGUAAACAAAGGCCCGCAGCAGCGAGGCAAGUUCAAGUGCGGAAAUGUUCAGGAGUGCUAUCGUUGCAAAGGACAACACAACGCUGCAGAAUGUAAGUUUAAACAAGAAAAAUGUCAUGCAUGUGGAAAAGUGGGUCAUAUUGCCAGAGCCUGCAGAAAUAAAAGCAAACAAAAGAGAUAUGUAGUAAAUGUAGUAAAAAAGGAGCAGUCUCGUUCAAGUUAUCGGUCACAUAACGUUCAAGAGCGACCAGAGGACAGUGAUACAGAUAGUUCGGAAGAAGAUUCCUUUCCUUUACAAAAUAUAAAGUUUAAGCUUGGACGUAUGAGUGAAAUAUACCUGAGAAAAGUUGAUCCGUAUACAGAGAGCAUGAAACUAAAUGGGAAGAGAGUUCAGUUUGAGAUUGACACAGGUUGCAGUCUCACAGUAAUGAGUGAGAAGACAUUCCUAACAACAUGGAGAACCAACAAGACUCCUUGUAUUAAACCAGUACGACUCAAGUUGGAGACAUACACUGGGGAUCGAGUUGAAGUUGUGGGAGCAGCUCAAGUCCAAGUCAAGUACAAAAAGCAAAGAGCUAAACUGCCCCUAGUGGUUGUGAAAGGAGAUGGUCCCUCAUUACUAGGCAGAUGCUGGCUAGAGGACAUUCAGCUGAAUUGGAAAGAAAUAAAAGCCAGACACAAAGAAAGACAAGUACAUCAGAUACACACAGACCAGGAAACAGUGGAAACAAAAGCGACCUUACAAGAAGUACUGUGCAAACAUGAUGAAGUUUUCAAGGAGGAGCUGGGCACUUUAAAGGGCACCAAAGCCACUAUUCAUGUGAAGGGAAAUGCUGUUCCGCGCUUCUUCCGUCCAAGGUCUAUUCCUUAUGCCAUGAGAGCAAAAGUGGAUGAGGAAAUUGACAGACUGUUAAAAGAAGACAUUAUCACACCAGUUAAGUACUCAGAAUGGGCAGCACCAGUGGUACCUAUCCUGAAACCAGUGGGCACAGUCAGAUUAUGUGGAGAUUAUAAACUAACAUUAAACACCGUGUCAUCCCUUGAGCAGUAUCCGAUACCCAGAGUUGAGGAUUUGUUCAAUGCACUUGCAAAGGGUAAGCAGUUCUCUAAGUUAGACAUGAGUCAUGCUUAUCAACAGAUACCUAUGGAUGAGGACUCCAAGAAAUACCUCACCGUGAAUACGCACAGGGGAUUGUUCACCUACAACAGGCUUCCAUUCGGUGUGGCCUCUGCCCCGGCCAUAUUUCAGAGAACGAUGGAGAGUCUUUUAUGUGGGAUUCCUCUAGUAGCUGUGUAUCCAUCCAUCCAUCCAUCCAUCCAUCCAUCCAUCUUCUUCCGCUUAUCCGGGGUCGGGUCGCGGGGGCAGCAGCUUCAGGAGGGACUCCCAGACUUCCCUCUCCCCAGCCACUUCAUCUAGCUCAUCCCGGGGGAUCCCAAGGCGUUCCCAGGCCAGCUGAGAGACAUAGUCUCUCCAGCGCGUCCUGGGUCGUCCCCGGGGUCUCCUACCGGUGGGACAUGCCCGGAACACCUCCCCAGGGAGGCGUCCAGGAGGCAUCCUGAUGAUAUGCCCGAGCCACCUCAUCUGGCUCCUCUCUACGUGGAGGAGCAGCGGCUCUACUCCGAGUCUCUCCCGGAUGACCGAACUUCUCACCCUAUCUCU
Messenger RNA from Syngnathus typhle (broad-nosed pipefish), 11515 nucleotides. RefSeq lists its product as uncharacterized. The record is from RefSeq and is a predicted model, not a curated record. The transcript has a single exon. NCBI's taxonomy places the organism in Eukaryota, Metazoa, Chordata, Actinopteri, Syngnathiformes, Syngnathidae. Bases 9305 to 11272 code for a protein of 655 amino acids. Gene Ontology annotation, molecular function: zinc ion binding; aspartic-type endopeptidase activity; nucleic acid binding. Gene Ontology annotation, biological process: proteolysis.